AGUGGGACUGAGAGGAUUAAGUCAGUAAUAGGGUUGGAGAUCUAGGUCCAAAAGCCGGUGUCAGGGACAGGAAGCAGAGACUAAUUAUAGUCAGGCCAGGGAGAGACAAAAAAAGAGGGUGGGAUAUUGAGUCUUAUUUUUAGCAGGUAGUGUCAAUAUGUCAGUGCCAUUUUCCAACACUACGCUACGGAUUCCCCGUGGCUUUGGGAAUUUGUUGGAGGGCCUGUCCAGAGAGGUGCUGAGGCAUCAGCCAGGUGACAUCAUAGAGUUCGCUGCCAUAUAUUUCGAGGAACUGCUGGAGAAGAGGGAAGCCACUGGCAUAGACCCUGCAAAAUGGGCAGAACAGUUAGAGGAUCGAUUCUACAACAACCACGUUUUCAAGGAGAUACGAAAAAAAAUACCUGAAGAUGAAGUAAAAGCUCCCCCUGUAACAAUUAAUACGGCAUUUGAAGAAAGCGACAUAACUACACCAACCAAACUAGAAGGCACUGAGGGUAAAAAAGGGAAGUGCAUAAGGGUGCCGAAGGAUUUCUCAUUCAUAUCCAAAGAGACUAUGUCUUUGAUACUGGAGGACUCUUUUUUAAAGAGCUCAAAGCAGUUAUCAGAUAGUGUAGCAUAUGAUACAGCCAUUCUGACAACUCCAGACCUAGAAACAAGUCCAUAUGAAGGCACAUCCACUCAGGUAUAUGAGGUAGCAUCAGAUGAUGGCCCCAGUGAAGCUCCAACCCCUGUCACGAUUGAAGCAGCAUCAGAUGGUGGCCCCAGUGAAGCUACAAGCCCUGUCAUGAUUGAAGCAGCACCAGAUGAUGGUCCCAGUGAAUUCACAACCCUUCUCAUGAUUGAACGAGCACCAGAUGAUGGCCCCAGUGAAUUCACAGCCCCUCUCAUGAUUGAAGCAGCACCAGAUGAUGGCCCCAGUGAAACCACAAUCCCUCCCAUGACUGAAGCAGUAGCAGAGGAACAUCCAAUGGAAGACACAACUCCCCAGAUGAUUGAAGCAGCAGCAGGCGAAGGUCCCAGUGAAGACACAACCUCUCAGAUAAUUGAAGGAACACCACAAGAAGGCCUGAUAAUAGAAACACUACCAACAGCUGGAGAAAUAGAACAAUUUCAAUCCCCAGAGGAACUGCCUGUAACGGAGAAGGAGGAGGACACAAGAAAUCCAGCUGAAGAGCACGCUGCUGUGGUCAUACAGUCAGCAUACAGAGGUUACAGUGAGAGGAAGAAAUUGAAAGAAGAAUCACGCAAUCCGACUGAAGCUGACAAUGACAAUGAGGAGGAGUAUCCAGUUACAGAUGGGAGUGAGUAUAACUCAGGAGAAGAGUUGACAUUUGCUGAGGAUGAAAAUAUCAGUUUUUUAGAGGCAGUUGGGGUAAGCCAUGAAGAACCUACGAGCAGGUUGGAAGGCAGUGGAAGUACAGCUCACCUUGACACUGCACAGGAAAACAUCUGUGCUACAGAGCUGAGCUCUCUGCUGGAAAAUGUAAAUUUUAAUGCAGAUGUAGAUGUCUGUGCUGCAGAACUACAACAGGAUACAAAAGAUGACAACAAACCUGAGUCAGACAUGGCCACUGAGGCAGCUGGAGAGAAUAUCUGUGGGACCGAGUUAGGUCAGAAAGAUUUCUUUGAGCCUACAACUAUUGGUGCAGCGAACGUUGACAUCUAUGGCACCGAAUUUGAAGGUUUUGUUGCAGAAAAGGAUGCAGACAAUGAAACUAAGGAAGGCACUGAGAUUGCUAUUGAACCCCCUGAUGAGCCAGGUGAUGAGGUUACAGAAGAAGCUGUGCCUCAUUAUGAACUUGGAGUUAGUGGAACAGUGGAAAACACCCAAGAUCAGGUGGAUGAAGAUCCGAAGAGCACAAGGGAUAUUAUGGGCGAAUCUGAAUUAAUAACUGACAACAAUCUGCCCACAGCAGAAAAUCAGGAUGCUGAAGGAGACAGCAGUAUACUAGAGUAAACAUUCUAAACUUUGAUAGUUAAUUAGCAGAGAAAAAUAUUAUUUUGUAACAAUGGGAUUAUCUUUUAGUAGAACACAAAUAAUUUGAUAUGAUUAAAAUGUUGUUUAUCCUGUUAGAAUUUGAUUGUAAAAAGGAUUUUGUGAAUUAACACACAUAAAUUCAAAAAAUCUUGAAUAAGGACAAAGGGGAGACAGUUGUGGGCAGUUUUUCCAGUAGCGGGGUAUAUGGAGCUGUUAACUAAACCAUACAAAUUGCAUGGUUUCUGGUUUGAUUCACAGUCUCUCUUUAGGUACAUUCACAUGGGGCGAAGGGAAUUGUACCUCUAAGGUAGAGAGGGGAAAACAGCCAAGGUUCCUUCCCCCGAUUUCUACUCACAUGUAUAGAUGUCACAUAUGGGACAGGAGUGGGUUUGGCUGUGAUAUUAACAUCUCUCCAUUGAUUGAUUGUCUCCUAGCAAUUGCUCUUUAGGCCUACACCUGAAGAAUGACCCUUCAGGAUCUGCUAAUGGCAGAGGCCAUUUGACAUACAUGUAUAUUAUACUGAGCAGUUAUGAACAAUUUAAUUGGAGAAUACUUGGAGACUUUUACUCCGCUAUGUAACAAGGAUUUUUUUUAAAGGUAGGUGGAUAGACAUAUUCCCAAAUAUAAAAUUAAAAUAUCAUUUGUUUUUAGAAAUUAGCCACAUAUACACAGGUACUGGAGAGGGUGCAAAAAAAAAUUUAACAAGGUUGAUAAGAACUGUGAGACUAUCAGGAAAGGAUGGAUAUCAUGGCUGUGUUUUCUCUUAAAGGCCCAUUAGUGAUCUGCUCAUUCAAAUUGUGAAGGCUUUUGUGAGAGUAGACAGACAGAGAGCGUGUUUCCACUUUGGGAAAGAGUGAAACUUAUAAAUAUAAGAUAAUCCCCAUGAAAUCAGACAGGGAGCUUGGAGAAUGCUUCUUUGCCCAGAAAGUGUGGAACUAGCUGCUGUGGGAAUGGUUUUGCAAACAGUGUGGAUACCUUUGAGGGGAAACUAAAUGAGCAUUUGAGGGAGAAUGGACUGAGGAUUACACUAUUAGUGUUAGAUGAGGAAAGAUGGGAGAAGGUUCAAGUUGAGCAUGAACUGAUUAGGCCAAAUGGCCUGUUUCUGUGCUGUAAAUUUCAUUUAAUUCUGUUAUGUGGAAUUUGUAAACAUUCAUCAAGCUUUCGUUCCUAUUAGCUUAUGACUAUUUUUAAUUAAUGGAGUAAUUUAUCAGUAAUUUAUUAUUGAAGUCAUUGUUGGUGACCACAUUUGUAAGAGAUGGGAGGAGUGGAACACAGAUACUGGAAGGUGGAAUGUUUGGGUCCUGUACGGAGAAGGUUUCUCCAGUUGUAAUCAAAUUAAAUUCAAUAGCUAUAAUGAUCUAAACUUUAAAAAUAAUUCACUAAUUAUAGAACCAGAAGGCUCUUAGAGCAAUCGAUGUGGCCUUUUAGUCCUAUUAAAUGUUGAUUACUGGGUAGAAAGCAUUCCACUUUGAAAGAUUAACUCUAACUCUAUAUUGAGUUUAAAAAAACUAAUAAAAUAUCUUUAUUUUCUGCCCUCCCACUCACUAAUCAAAUAAAUUAUGCAAAACAUUAACUUGUGUUCUAAACAACCCUAAUCUGUUUCCCUUGCACAUGUGCAAUGAGACACGGGAUUAUAUGGUAGGUGAUAAUGGAUUGGUGUGGUGAAUUAUUUGCAUAAAUAUAGUCCCACACUGGAUUGGAGCAGGGCAUAGAUAAAUAUGUAAACUGAAGACUGAUCUCCUACACUUCUCCAAUUUAAGCCUGACUACGUCUUCCUUAUAUGUGCAUACCUAUUGCAUUUUUGUUUCUCUUCUUCUAAAAACUGGUGGUUGUUGUAUCAGUGUGAAAUGGCUGCACCUGGUGAUUGGACAAUUGCUACAUUAUCAACAACUGGGCAUAUAUUGUUUGACCUGUGAGAUCAGAACACUCAAAUUACAGGAAAUUAAUCUUGCACAUUCUGACACAGACUGCCAGGAUAUUAAGAUGCUACACAUCCUUGUGCUACAUAGUUUGGUGUUCUUCAGUGUUGCUCCUGCAGUUUUGUUUUACAUCUCUGAUCAUCACGACUCCAACACCCAUUGUUCCAUUGUUUAUCACAGAUGUUGUAUUUUUCCCUGUGCAGUCACUCAAUUUAAUUCUAGGCUGGUUUUAUUUUGUAAAUGAAAAUAGAAAUAAAAUAACUUUGAUAUGUAUUCAGAGUGAUGGAUGUUCUAGGAUGAAUUGUUGAUGGGGGUCUCUACUUGUUUCAUAAAGGUGCUUGGUUUGCUGUAAGGGCAAACUGGGAACUUGGGUAGGAUCAUAGAAACAGGAGUAAAUCAUGCCUUAAACCUGUUCAACCAUUAAGUGAGAUGGCUGAUUUGUAAGCUAACUCCAUACACAACCCCACUGCCUGACCCCUCCCCACCCCCCACCCCCACACAAACCAAGCCCUGAGCACUGAAGAUAAAAAUUUGCCCUAUAGUUCGGUGACUGAUUGCAAAGUACAGAAUGGUAAUAGAUCUUUAACUGUAUAUUUAAUGUGAUAUUUAUGGAACUAGAGGGAAACAAAAGUUAUUUCAUAGCUCUGCCUUGUGAUAUCUUGUACCAAUAAGAAACCCAAGGAACUAUUUGUUCUUUGGACUCCAGCAGUUCACCCUGUACCAAACAUAAUCUAUAGUAGUGAAAGAACUGUCAAUGUGUCUCUUAAUGUGGCAGUGUGAGACAUACAUCCUUUCAAUAGAAUUACUUUAAUUGCUUUAUUGAAUGCACCCUCCACAUACUGCUUGAGUAAGCUGGGCUGAGUCAAGCAGUCUGUGCAAGGUCUGGCUUGAUGACUGAAGAGCAUUCAACGAGGGACGCAGUCUUUGUAGUCUUUAUGAAAUUUUUGUCUUUCAUUUUGAGAUAAAUCCUUUGAACAAUCAGUUUAGUAAGAAAGUACCUUAAUAAAUAAUAUUCUAAAAAUCCAAAUAAUUAGAUAUGGAGUGCAGUCAAUAUCUCAGAUUUGCAGUAAAAGUGAUGGCUAUGCUUUAAAUCAUUAUUUUGACCUCUUUCUAUGUGUUUGUUUUAGAUAAAACUGAGCUGAAGUGCCCAGAUAAAAUAAUGGCCUGGAUCUUCAGUUCUCUGGAUGUUGUACCCUAAGGUACCCUGGAAGAUGUGGUGGGGAACCCCUUGGAAGUCCCAAUGCAAGGACUCUGUGGGCAAUAGAGAAAUAGGGCAGAUCACCUAUUCCCAGGACCCUCCAAAAAAUCUCCAACUCUAAGUUAGAGUCAGAGACUUUGGAGGUUUCUGACUCUCUUACCAGAAUGAAAUCCCAGGAAAUGUUAGACAGGAAAAAAACCAAAUUUAACUCCUGGGUAACUCCCUUCCCCCCACCCCCACAAGCUCCCCAUUGAACCAACACCUGCCAACUACCCCCAACCCUCUGAUUCACACCUCACCCUCUGACCCCCUUCCCUGCCCCCAGCCCUCUGAUACCCACCCCUGACUCUCCGACCCUACUGGAGACCAGAAGAUCUGGGUCAUUCAUUCCAUUUUCCAAUGAUUUUGUCAUUAAACAGGGCAAGAAAUAAUGAGCAUAAGUCUGUUAACACAUCAGCUGCUCUCCAAUAGUUGACUUGAUCAGGUCACCCCUUUGGGUUUAGGAGCCUUUUAGAUAGAAGCCCUUCUUCUUGACUGGCUAAUGAAUGUAUUUAUACCGUCUGUUAAUUUUCAAAUAGGCUUCCACCAAUCAAGAAGCCAGAAGCGUGGUUUGUAAUGAGGCCUUUAAACAUAACUGACUGACAAAAAUGGCUGUUUUAUUAUGUUUGAUUUUUAAAGUAACUCUUUCACAAACAUUUUUCCCUCAUUUGGUAAUAGAGCAUUGCAUUGUGCAGUUUGAAUUGUGGACAAAGAAUGAAGAGGACUGAUACUGUUGUAGUGAUUGAAUAUUUUAUUAAUCACAGUAGCUUGGUUUUCAAGUGUCCAGAGCUUUUUGUUAUCAUGACCUUCGAUUCAAAAGUGUACGUGCAAAUAUGGAUGUAGAAUAUUUUGCUGAAUUUAAAAAGAAUGAUGAGAAAAUAAUUUAUGUAAAACUGUUACCUGUUUUCCUGAUCUCAUUUUUGUUUUUAAUUAUUUGCUGGCCUAUUGAAAUGUGAUUAUUUUGUCAGAG
Molecule: messenger RNA, 6104 nt
Organism: Carcharodon carcharias (great white shark)
Lineage: Eukaryota; Metazoa; Chordata; Chondrichthyes; Lamniformes; Lamnidae
Gene: spa17
Product: sperm autoantigenic protein 17
Exons: 7
Coding region: 158-1957 (599 amino acids)
Molecular function (GO): calmodulin binding
Source: RefSeq, a predicted model, not a curated record